UGGGAGCUCGUUAGAACGCAAUUGACCGGCGCCGAUGAUCUACUACAACCAGGACGACUUCUUCCGGCUCCUCGCGCGGCUCCAAGGCUCGGCGUUCCGAGGCCACGGCCCGACGCGGGCCGUCGUCAUGGCGCUCGUCGCGACGGUCAUCACCACCGGCAACUACCUCUACGACAUUCUGACGACGCAGACCAAGACAAGUCUCGCCUUCAUCGACACGCUCACCGUCUUCAACGUCUUUAUCGGUCUCAUGAUCUCGUUCCGGCUCAACUCGGCCUUCAACCAGUGGCGCGCCGGCGUCGUUGCGAUCGCGUCGGUUGCUGAAGCGGCACGCGGGAUCGUCGCGUCGACCGCGUCGAUGCUCGACUUUUGCGUCGCGGGCGAAGACAAACUGCACUUUAUGUCUGAGAUGCGCCGCCUCGUGUGCUUGUACGUCUCGAUCUUGGUCCAAGACGCCCGCGGUUUUGUGCAAAACGACAUUCAGCCGUUCAUUGCGUGCAACCUCCUCCGUGACUCGGAGGCCGAUGAAAUGCGACGCUGCGGCGUCAUCACCCGCCAAAAUGACGAUCCGACGACGCACUAUACCACGGUCGCGCAGGCCAACCCGCACAAGCUCCGUGCAACGAUCGUCGAAGUGUGGAUUCGCCGCGUGAUCCAAGCCGGCGGUCGGCGCGGGUGGUUUGCGCCGCCGCAAGCCGCGUCGCUCAACGGCAACGUCUCGACGCUCGUGUCGCUCUACACGACGGUCUACAACAUUGCCAACAUUCCGAUUCCGUUCAACUAUGCGCACUUUCUGACGCUCAUGAUGGUGCUGUACCUCGUGCUCUACACGUUUGUGAUCGUCCAGAGCUCGGGCUGGUACACGCCUUUGUGGGUCUUUCUCUGGGGCUUUGUGCUCUUCUCGUGCGACGACCUCGCGCGCGAGAUCGAGUGCCCGUUUGGUUUGGACCAAAACGACAUUGACCUUGAAGUGCGCAUCGCCCGCAUGGAAGAGGAGCUCGACGUGAUCCUCCGCAGCCUUCACUUUCACGAAGCGUACGUGCGCCCGCAGCACCUCAGCAGCCUCCGCGACGACAUCACCGAGAUCUCGAGCACGCAAUCCAUCUCUGUGUGCGUCGACUCCAAGUACUCGUCCCACCGCGACUCGAUCCACAGCAUUUCCGAAGACAAGAUCCCGUCGCCCGAGAUCCCCAUGUCGGCCGCGCCCAUGCUGCGCAUGAUGCUCCUCGAGUCGUCGUCGAUGCCAGAGGACGUCGUUGCGCCCGAGGUUGUCACCGAAGAGACGAUCCCGAUCAGCCAGACGUCGUCGAUGAAUUACGGUUCGUCGAGCAAGAGUGGGAACCCUAUGUGGUUAUAAACCAUCGAAAUAAAAUCUUGCGGCCACA
Saprolegnia diclina VS20 is the source of this 1385-nucleotide messenger RNA. RefSeq lists its product as hypothetical. Gene Ontology annotation, molecular function: chloride channel activity. The transcript is spliced from 3 exons. The coding region runs from base 35 to 1357 and encodes 440 amino acids. NCBI's taxonomy places the organism in Eukaryota, Oomycota, Saprolegniomycetes, Saprolegniales, Saprolegniaceae. The record is from RefSeq and is a predicted model, not a curated record.